UCCAGCUCAGCCCAGCCCAGCUCAGCUCAGCUCAGCCCACCCCGCCCGCCGCUGCAGCCAUGGAGGACCCCGAGUCCGAGGGGGCCGCCCCACCGCCCGGGCUGAGCUCGCUGCUCCCCCCACGGGAGUUCCUGCGCUCCCGCAAGGGGCAGCUGCUGCUCGCAGAGUCGGUGCUGUCAUUUAUCAUCUUUAUCUGCUAUAUUGCAUCUCUAGCAGCUUCUUUCAUGAUGGCACCACUCCUAGAGUUUCUGCUGGCACUGUUUCUUUUUUUUGCCUACGCCUCCAAGCUUAAUGAGAAGUUUAAAGGAGUCCACUGGCCUUUGGCGGAUUUCUUGCGCUGCGUCACUGCUGCCAUUAUUUACUUUGCCAUUUCAAUUGCUGCUGUCUCAAAAUACAGCGAUGGAGCAUCUAAAGCAGCAGGGGUGUUUGGGUUUGCAGCCACCAUCGUAUUUGCUGUUGACUUCUACAUAACCUUCAAUGACCUGGUCACCUUCCUCAAGCAAGGCAGCUCGGAUUCCCCCGAGGGGCGCAAGGCAGAAGAUGAGGACUCCGACUCUGACUCAGACUGAAAAACCAAACACCGACCAAGCGUGAAGGGAAGAUGAUCAAGCACUUUCCUCUUUGCUGAAUGCACUGCCAAUUGAAAUAUCCUCUCAUUUCAGCCCCUUUCCACCUCACAGAGCACAGAGAGGGCAGUGAUGUGGAAAAGGAGACUAUUCCCAGUGCCAUGAAACACUCCUUGACAUCCUACAGUAGAUCUGGCCAAACAACACAGCUCAAUUCUCUGUUGCCCCUCAGCACUCAGCACAUCCAUGUCCUGAGUAAAUGGGAGCAGCAUUUUUAACAUUUACAGCUUUGAAUGUGCUUUCAUUAUUCCAAACCUUUAAGGCAUAGAGCUUUUAUACUUCUUGACAUGCCAAGGAAGAGAGGUUUGGAUGCCUCUGUUUGUAUUUUUCUUGAUUAACUAACAGUAUUUCUUUAUCUGAAGUCUGAGGCAUGGAUUACAGCUAACAUGUUGGUUUCAAUACCUUUAUAUCCCCUGUGUAUCUGUGACAAGGAAAAGUGACAAGUGGAAAUUUGCAGCAAGAGCAAACCUCAAAGUGUAAUGGUGCUGCAGGGCAGCUGGCUCAUCAGACAUUCAGUAUCCCUUGUUUUAAGCUGCUUGGAUGGAGUCACAUCCCCUCUGCUGGAAUUUCACCACAGGAUGGGGUGGAAGAGGUGAGGCAGCUCUGGGCAGCCCUGUCCUGGUUUUGUGGAAGCCCCUGUGAGUGUUUGCACAGCAGGAUCUGCCUGGUGAAACCUGCAGGUGUUUGUGGCCCAGGCACCAGUGUUGAUGUCCUGCUCUGUGCUGAGGCCACUGGUUCUGCCGUGACACCAGUGCUGGACUUGUGCCUCUGGCACUGCCACACUGAGGGUGCCCAGGCCCCAGGAGGGCAGUGCCUCCUCCCCACUGUGAAAAGGCCAAGAAACCAACCUCAAACUACAGAAUGUCUGCAAUGAAUUCAUCUCCCCAGCCCUCUUUUUUCAGUGUGGGUUGGGUUGGAUUUUUGCCCCUGGAAGGAUGUGAUUUAUCUUGCGCUGUUGUAUUCCAGGGGAAAAGCCCUCUGAAUGUACAAGCUGUUUUCACAGGUAGCACGAUCUACCUUGGAAUGUUUGUGUCCAUUUAUAAGUACUUGGAAAUGCUUGGGAAGAUGCUUGGCAUGCUCCUCACAGAUGGCAUCAGACAGAUCUGUGGCAAAGAAACCUGCAUGGAUUUUUUAAAAAUGAAUACAGUACCAGAACAGGUGUGAUUAAAAUGAGAGCAGAUGGUACUAACAGAGUAAGUGAAAAACAGAGAUAAAACGAUAAAGGCAGAUUUCCUGUGGAAUGAAAUCAGCACCUGGGUUCCAGUUCCCUGUGGCAGCUGCCAGCAGGACAGGGAGCUGGCAGGGAGCAGGUGGUGCUGGUCAGGCUCAGAGUUGUCCAGCAGGCAGCUCCUACAUCUCUUGCUUCCUGACCACUGACAGACUAAAUGCAAAACAAGUGGUUGCUUCUAAAUGUGGCAGGUUAUCUUUGAUUUAUGAGAAAGAUCUCUUUGGACCUUUUCCUGUACAAAAGCCUGUAUUUCUUUCCCUUCUCUUGUCAUAUUUUACUGGCACACACUGUGAUGUUCAGGGGACCUGGGCUCAUUUUUAUACUCGUUUUGUAUUUCUCUUUUUUCUUUUUAAAAGUAAAAAAUGUACUGCAUGUCACAGCUGGAUACAUGGUUAAUAUUUAGAAACCAUGCUGGAUUAAACCUCUUUUAAUAGAA
Messenger RNA from Catharus ustulatus (Swainson's thrush), 2290 nucleotides. It is a transcript of the gene CMTM3, whose product is annotated as CKLF like MARVEL transmembrane domain containing 3. Bases 60 to 569 code for a protein of 169 amino acids. The transcript is spliced from 5 exons. The record is from RefSeq and is a predicted model, not a curated record. Lineage: Eukaryota; Metazoa; Chordata; Aves; Passeriformes; Turdidae. Gene Ontology annotation, cellular component: membrane.